CUUUUUGAUAACAAAACACAGCAGAAAUGUGUAACCAAAAGCCAACAUGGGUUUCUCUAAAACAAAAAUUAAUCAACGAGAAAUGAUGUGGAUAUAAUUUACUUGGACUUCAUUCAGCAUUUGAUAAAGUAGACCAGAACCUACUUCUUGAUAAGAUAGAAAAAUGUGGGUAAGACAGCAUCAUUACCAGAUGGAUUCAUAACUGGCUGAGCAACUGCACUCAUCGUAUAGUUGUUAAUGGAACUGCACGUACAUGGAGGGGUACCUGAAGGCUCCGCCUUAGGCCCAAUACUCUUCAAUAUCUUCAUCAAUGAUUUACGUGAGAUGGGGAACUCUGCAGAUGAUACCUGGCAGGAAUAGCUAACAGUCCAGAAGAUAGGCUUAACAUACAGAAGGAUCUUGACAGAUUUGAACACUGGGCCCUAGCUAACAAAAUGAUAUUCAGUGGUGAAAAAAAUAAAGCAAGAAAUUUAGGCAAGAAAAAACAGUGCACAAGUAUAGUAUAGGUAGUACCUUGCUCAAUAUUAGUAACUGCAAGAGGGAACUUGGAGUCGUAGUCAACAGUCACUUAAAUAUGAUGCCAAAAAAGCCAACAUAGUCCUAGUCUGCAUUGAGUGGGAUAGAAUCAAGAUUACGUGAAGUGUUAUAAUGCCUUGGUAAGAUCACACCUGGAAUAUAGCAUCCAGUUUUGAUUGUCAUGAUAUAAAGAUAAUGCUGAAACUCUAAAAAGAGUACAGAAAAGAGCAGCAAAGAUUAUUAGGCUAAAACAUGAAUGGUUGCAGGAAUUGGAUACGUCUAGUUUAAUGAAAAGAAGGAGGACUAGGAGUGACAUGGUAGCAGAGUUGCAAUAUCUAAAGGGCUGCCACAAAGAAGAGGAAAUCAACCUGUUUUCCAAAGCACCUGAAGGGAGAGUAGGAAGCAAUGGAUUGAAACUAAUCAAGGAGAGAAUCCAGAACUAAAAUUUCCUGACAGAACAACUAAUCAGUGGGACAAGUUGCCUCCAGAAAUUGUGGGUACUCAAUACUAGAGGUUUGGAAGAAGAGAUUGGACAACCAUCUGUCUGAAGUGGUAUAGGUUUCCUGCCUGAGCAGGGAGCUGGACUAGAAGACUUUCAAGGAUCCUUCCAACUUUUGUUCUGUGUAAACUGGCCCAUUUUAGAGUGAUCCAACUCUGGAAUGUUCAUUUUCACCACAAAUGGACGUAUGUAAACAUCAGGCAGUUAUGAGUUUUUGAAGUAGAUCGUCUGGAACUGGAAGCUGUAGGUUGCCAUGAUGAUAUGGAUGUGACCAAGCCCCAAAUACACACAUCAGCCUUUUCCAUUUCAGUGUGAAGAUUCUGGAAACUGGUUGGUCCAAUACGGACAUUCUAAUCACGUACCCUUUCUUUGUAGCUAGUAACAUUCACAAUUCACAUAAUAGGUAGAUAUCUAUUUCACUUCCACAUGCAAAAGUAUUUCAAUGUUCCACUCCUAUAAAAGUGUUUGUUUUACUAGUUCCAAAGACUGUCAUCAUCAAUCAUUACAUCUUCACAGAAUAUAGAUAGUUCUUAUUUAACAACUGCCUAGUUUAGACACUGCAGUUCAAUAGUGAUAAAAAAUAACUUUAUGACUAAUCCAUUCAUAGGUCUGUAAAGCAAAGAAAAGCUGAAGUUUUAAGCACAAUCAUACAGUAUUUCAUUUACCAACUGCUUUGCUUAAUGACCAAGUUAUUAGUCAGUUCUAGUCACUUAAGCAAGGACUACCUGUAUAGGAAAAACAAUGGUGCUGAUUACCUUAAGUAUGAACUUUACAGGUAUGCUGGGAAAGGUUAGAUUUUUCAUGUUUAAACUAGAUUAAUAAAGAUUAAUGUUUAAUUAUUUAGUAUAUUUUUAUCCUGUCUUUUAUAUAUAUAUAACAAGGUAACGAACACACCUAAUAUUCCAGCCUCUUGUUUUCCCCACAACUGUUGUCAUUGGAUACGAAAUGGGCAGCAAAUAAAUUUAAUAAAUAAAUAAACUGAGCUGAGGUGGGUUGAGUUGGGUUGGGAGAGAGUGACUGGCCCAAAGUCAUUCAAAUAGUUUUCAUACCUAAAGGCUUAGAACUCAGUUUCCUGAUUUGAUAUUAUGAUGAAGGCUACCUCUUCAUCCCAAUAUCAAACUGGCUCUCAUUUACAUGUGAUUAAUUCGAUAUCUAUCGUACAGAAAUGAAGGUUUCCUCUAGAAACAAAGGCCUAUUUGCUAGUUGUGAAAUGAAACAAUUUGGUGACCAUGGCUUCAAGAAUAAGUAAGGGGUAACUGGGUAAAGGAUAGUCUGGUUAUAGGAAGAAAAGAAGUAAGCAAACUAAUAAUAGAUGAUCAAGUUAGCAUUAAAGGAGAUAUGAAUUGGUGUUAAACUACCAUUCCUAAUUUAAGAGCUUUUUUCCACCUGUACAUAGCUGCUUGCUGCACAAUUUACCUUUGUGCUCUAAAAAUCGCUCAGAUUGAAUUGUCAAUUUUAAUACAAUAUAUACUACUAUGUGUUAAUUGGGGUAUAAAAUCGCCUAUAAUAUUUCAAACAGGUUCCAGUUAAAUAUUCUUUUAAAGCUUUUCUUAUAUUCAAUCUCUCUCUCUUAACUUUGGCCACAAACUUGUCUAAUUUCAGCCAUUAAUACAACUUUCUGACUGAAGUUUUUUUAGGUUGGGUUUUGUUUGUUUGUUUUGUAAUCAGUAUAUAUUCAUGUCUUGAAAUCUUUGUGGAAGAUUUAGAAUUUCAGCCAAUUUUUUUCACAGAUAAUUUUCUAGAUUCUAUAGUAACAUCAAUGUAUUUCUUUUUUAAACUAAUACAGACAUCCUGAUUCACAGAAUCUGUUAAGCCAUAUUUUAUUAAUCAGAAGUUGCUAAAUAAAGCCCAGUUCCACGGGUUCAUUUGAAGCUGCAAAUUUUGGUCCAAAAUUAUAAGAGACUACUAUAUACAGUCCAAAUUAAAAUCAGUUAGUGAGAGGUCCUUGGUGCUCUCUGAGCUUGGUUGGUUCCCUCCCCCACCCCCACAUCCAGGUGUUUUUUUUUAAGGUAUCUAAUCUAGAUCUUUUUUCUAAUCUGUUCUAGGUAACAUCUCUAGCACUGAUGGUGUUACCUAGUUUGGGCAAUGAAACAUCUGCAAGAAAAAAACUAAACUCAGAGAGCACCAAGGACCCCCUCAUUUCAAUGCUGAGCUACAAAUAUGUUCAUUUACUGGUGUCCACAGUCAGUGUAUCCACUAUUUUUUAAUCUUCUUUGGAGUAAUAAAAACAUUGUUUUUAUGUUUUCAUCAAACUGAUAAAAACAAAUAACAUCAUUUGGAAGUAGCUAUGCAGAAUUUUACAACUAGAAGCAAAGCUGUUGAUUUACCCAACAAUGUAUCAGCAGUAUCUUCUAGGACCGUGAUGGUGAACCUAUGGCACAGGUGCCAGAAGUGGCACACAGAGCCCUUUCUACUGGCAUGCGCGCCGUCACCCCAAGUCAGAUAUUUGUGGCGUUUCUUUUGUGAGCUUCUAUUUUCCUGCAAACAAUGAAACAGAAGCUCAUGAAAGAAAAAGAUCUCUUGCCACGCUGCUGGUGUUGGGUUGCCACACCUCCCACUGGCCAGCUGGUCUGUUGGUCUCUGCUGCGCAUGUUUGUGCGCGCAUGCAUGUGCACCUUUCAGUUUGGGCAUGUGUGCACAGUUUGGGCACUUGGUGUUUAAAAGGUUCACUAUUACUGUUCUAGGAGAACAGCUGAUGUCACCAUAAGAGUUUACAGGAUCUCUAACAUUGCAAGAACUUCUAAAAGCAGGUACCUUUAUUUGGCUAUCAAGCUAAUUUUGAAAUCAGCAAUGUGACUGAUGAUCUAGCUUUCUCUUUCAUAAACAAGUUCCACAUUUAAUGUUUAUCACUCUGCCCUAUUAACCAUUACCCCGUGAAUAUUAGUUUUGUUCUCCACUUACAUUCAUUUAUAGAUCUUACACUGUGUUACCUUUAAUAUAGUAACCAAGUGUAAAGUAAGGCUAUGCAGUCAGACAGUAGUGUACAAUAAAUUUCCAUUAAAUGAUUUUAAUAUCCACAUUGAAUAGAAGGUGUAGCUUUCUCUGAAUCUGCACAUAGUCAUGUUGAAUACAGUAUGUAUCCCAAGUACAUUUUAGCUUUUGUUUUUGGUGGCUUCAAAUCAGUCUUGAUUCCUAAUGAUUUAAUGAAGAAACCUAUCUGGUUUUUCAAUAGUGGCUUGCUAGUAUCAACUUACUAGGGUUGAGAAAGAGUGACUGGCCCAAAGUUACCCAUCUGACUUUUUGCCUAAGGCAAGAUUAGAACUCCUGGUUUCAGGGUUCCUAAUUGUAGAUUAGGAUUGCAUCUCUGCAUAUUCAUACUGUAAUUUAUGUAUUAUUUCUUCGUAUUUUAAAUGAAUGGGUUUCACCAUUCUUAAAUUAAUAAACUUGGGGGGGGGAUAACAUUUUUUAUUCAAUAAGGAACUAUUACCGGUAGUUUUUUAAUUAGAUGCAAUUCAGGUAAUUAAAAUUAAACAAUGCUAGCGUGCCUUUCUAUUCUUUAGGUUUAUGUUCACAGGUAAUUUUCUUACAGCAUUAUCUCAUCUGAACCUAGAUAAUAAUUUACCAGUUACUUAUAGAUGCUAUAAUAAAUUCAGUGUUUAUUUAAGCAUAGUAGGUGGAAGAUAGCCAGAGAACUAUCCUCUCAUAACAGAAGACAGGGUUGGUGCUGUCGGCAUUUGUAAAAGAGGACUGGAUUUUAGAAUGAAACCAAGUUACUGGAUUACAAUACUGAAGAAAGUGUUCUACCCUCUUCUAGCCAUAAUUGGCAUUCCAUCAAACGUGAUGACAUUAGUGAUCUUCAGUCAAAAAAACUGUUUUAUUUCCACCUCCAGUCGCUACCUCCUCAUGGCUAUGUCAUUGGCUGACACAGUGGUCCUUAUUCUUGUGGUUGGCAUUGAGAUAAUUGUAGAAUGCUUUUGCGCAAGUCCAUUCUGGUACAGAGAUCCUUGGUGCACGUUGCGGGAUGUGUUCAACUAUGGUGCAGUUAACACUUCUGUCUGGCUGAUGGUUUCUUUCACCAUUGAGCGUUUCAUUGCAAUCAACAAUAUCAAGCUCAGGAUGAAAAUCUCUUCUCCCAGAAAAACACUUCAUAUUAUUGUUGGGAUUCAUGUUUGCUGUUAUACUGUGGCCAUCCCCCACUACUGGUCUAACUAUUCAGAAAUGGAGAAUGGUACGGGACAUGUCAUCUGCAAAUAUAACCCUGAACUCCCCAGUGCAUACGUGAAAGGACUUGUGUGGUUCCAGACUUCUGUGAUCUACAUUAUUCCAUACAUCAUUAUCUUCACCUUAAACAGCCUCAUUCUAAGGCAGAUAAUUCACAAUAACAAAGUGCACAGUGUCACUUGGCCAGUCUUGCACAGAACCCUGCCUGCAACCCAUUUGCGUAACUGGAAGAAAUCAAUCAUCCUUUUGGUUUCAGUUUCAAUGACAUUUGCCUGUCUCUGCACCACCAGGUUUGUGACUCAAAUCAUCAUAAAAACCUCCUACUAUGACAUAGAUAGGCAAGAUUAUUCAAAAACCAUUAAUAUCAUAACAGAUAUUGGUACUAUGCUGGAAAUGACUAACACUGCUAUAAAUAUGUAUCUGUACGCUUGUACCCAGUCUGCUUUCCGAAAGGAGCUUAUCCGAUAUUUGCAGAGUAUAUUGUGUUACUGGCCAACAAAAAAAAAGCAUCCACUGAACGUACUUUCAGUAUUGAGUUAGAUAGGCAGAAGUAAUACUGUUUGGUUGAGCUGCAAAUCACUGGAAGUGUAUGGUGUUUUACUUGCAGAAAUGCUGGACUAUUCCCUUUUAAUGACAAUAAAGCUGCUAAUUCUGCAUUAAAUUUCCUCUGCCAUCAUUCUCCUAAAUCAUGCAUUUCCUCAUCUUCUCAGCCUAUUUCCAAACAACAUAAAUGCUUUUUCUAAAUCUAAAUUCUAAAUGAUUUUCUUUGAUGUUUAUUAUUCAGGUCGGCCUUAAUUCCAUUGCUAUAGGAAAUGUCUAAUCCAAUUUCCAAGUCUAGAAAGUGACUUGAACCCAACAGUCAAUUUUAUAGCCAUAGCAAGCUAGAUGAUACUAAAGAAAUUUGUAGAAGGAUCCCUGCUUCUCUUUAUUAAUUGCCUGCUUCUGCUAGAGUUCUUUCCUUCACAUAGAGUAUUGGAAACAACUGGGCUUAGAGGACUGUAUUAUUUAGUAUGUUUCUUAACUUAAACUUACUUCUCCUUAAGCAAUACCUGCUCAAGCUUCAGCUAAUCCUAGUACAAAUUUGGAGAAUACUACUCUGUAACCCUGCCUUCAUCUUGAUGCCUUGUCUUAGCUGACUAGAUACCUUGCUAUCAUUUCUUUGUUCUUGCUUCUAUGAGACCAUUGGUCACAUGGUCCUUCCAUUCAGAAAUCCUCUCCACCUCCACCUAAUUCUUGGGUUGCCUAAAAGUUUUCCUCUCUUAAGCAAACCAUUUCUGCUAUUUUUUUAAUGUAGUUUCUUUGAUGAAUAUAAUAGCUGUCUCAGUUUUUGCCGUCUAGGUAGGGAAUGCCUGUUUUCUCUUAUUCCUUCAACAAGCCAGGAGCAGGAGAGGAAAAAUAAUGGGCAGCACAAUCACCAG
This is a messenger RNA of Ahaetulla prasina, 6594 nucleotides long. RefSeq names its product probable G-protein coupled receptor 142. Gene Ontology annotation, cellular component: membrane. Gene Ontology annotation, molecular function: G protein-coupled receptor activity. The record is from RefSeq and is a predicted model, not a curated record. The coding region runs from base 4715 to 5716 and encodes 333 amino acids. The transcript has 2 exons. NCBI's taxonomy places the organism in Eukaryota, Metazoa, Chordata, Lepidosauria, Squamata, Colubridae. Gene Ontology annotation, biological process: G protein-coupled receptor signaling pathway.